Molecule: messenger RNA, 7364 nt
Organism: Oncorhynchus kisutch (coho salmon)
Lineage: Eukaryota; Metazoa; Chordata; Actinopteri; Salmoniformes; Salmonidae
Product: zinc finger protein 438-like
Exons: 5
Coding region: 645-3068 (807 amino acids)
Biological process (GO): regulation of DNA-templated transcription
Molecular function (GO): RNA polymerase II cis-regulatory region sequence-specific DNA binding; DNA-binding transcription factor activity, RNA polymerase II-specific
Source: RefSeq, a predicted model, not a curated record
UGACAAAUAUCGUAAUCAAAGCAUACUAUAUUUACAGUUUCGCAUUUUCUCACUAUUAAAAACAGACAUUUGACUACAAUUUGGAUUGAAAAACGGUCUACAUACUACUCUCUCACCUGCCGUCCCUGGCUGGAGGUACUGCUCAAAAUGUCUGUCGAGAAACAGUUUGGAAGAUCGGCCGUUCUGCAAGAAUUGAAUAUGUCGCAAUUUACAAAUUAACGAAGAAGCCUCCAAUACAACUGGGGAUACAGCAGCGUUUCCUGUGUGGUUCCUGUCCCCACUCUCGCCCUCGGUGAAGCCGCGGACACAUGAUCGUCAGGGGUUGCGGUGGGAGAUGGUACAUAGGAAGAGCGGAGAGGGAGAAUUCCGAGAGGGGGGCUUGCCUCGAGCCUUAUAAAACACCAGGAAAGAGGCUCUCCUUCCUGGUUGUUCUCUCACGGGAACUCUGGUAAAUCUGUGGCCUCCCAGGCCUUUCCAAGGGCAUUUCCAUCACAUUGGAUACCUGCCUGUGCCAGGUUGGUGGAAAAGGAGGCUGUGGAGAGGGUCAGGGAGAGGAUCAGACCCCUGUCACUGUCGCUGGGAGAGAGGAGGUGCCACAACAGAGACUAAGACAGGUCUGGGUCUAGACCUCUAUGCCAGGCUAGAUGAUGAAGAGCCUCCAGUUCAGAAGCAUCGCCCCCAAGGCCCCAGCAGCGGUAGUUCCCUCCCCGACCGCCGUCCUGUCCUGCCAGCAUCCCUCUGCCCUCCCAGAGGCAGCAUCUACAGCCGUCAGCCCUAAAUCCAUCCUGGUCCCGGCCCAGAACUAUGCCCUGAUGCAGGUGGCAGGACAGGAGGGCACCUUCUCUCUAGUGGCCCUGCCGCCCUCCGUAUCCCCUCAAUCUCCACAGCAACAACAGCCGCAGCAACAGACAAUCCAGAAGAACCUGAAGCUGCCCAUCCCCAGAUACCAGCCAAUGAGGGCCAAGAGCACCCCGGAGAAGGUCAAAUUAGCCACACCCACUGCCGUGACAACCCGGCCACAAAGGUCAAUAGCGGCAGUAAAAAAGAAGUUGUCAUCGCUGGAACCCAAGGAGGAGCCAUCAAAACAGGUCAUACUGAUCGACUCCACAGCCUCCUCUGAGAUCUCAGCCCUCACAGCCCUGCUCCCGGACAACGCUGUGCUCUACUCUGGAUCUCCACUGGAGCAAGUAGCAGUGGUGGACACCACCAUCAACCACAUGUCUACUCCUGCCCCCGGCCCGGGCCCCGUCACCAGCAUGCUGCAGAACCUCCAAUACCCAUCUGGUGGUUUUACUAAAAGCUCCCCAGUCAAACUGCCACAGGAAGAGAGCAACAUUAAGGUUGGCAUUAGGUCAUGCCAACCCAAGCCUGUAGCCCAACAGCCCCAUCCACAGCCAGCUAGUAGCAGCAUCACUGUCCUCUCUCCAGCCAUCUUCAGCAAAGCUGUCCAGAUUAUACCCUCCCCACCCAAAGGCAAGUUGCCCAUCCUGCCCUACUCGAACAUAAAAAGCACCCUCAUACCAGCCACCAAACUCAACCUCAACGCCAUGUCCCCCAAGAAGGCUUUCCCCAGCCAGCCUGGCUUGCCCGGCCUUACCCCGUAUCCCUCUGAUCCCCAGUCCAAGACCCCAGAGACUGCAGAGGCCCUCUGUCAGAACCACAUGCCAAACUCCCUGCUGCAGAGCCAGCCUCAGGCCAAGACCACUGGCACCCUGUCGCUGCUGGGAACGCUUCAGAUGCAGAAACCACCGGGCAAGAAGAGGGGGAGGAAGAGGAAGACAAUGGAGGAUAUUCUGGCCUUUGAGGCAAGGAAGAAGAGAUCCUUGUCGUUCUUUCGGAGGAGGGUUCCAGAUAAGCCUUCUCCUUCGGCUGUCAUCUCGCAGCAGAGGGAGGUGGACAUCUCUAAGAAGUACCGCAGCAUCAGACCCAAGCCUCACCACAUGCUGCUGAUGGAGACCGUUCCCCAGCUGGUCAGCCUGCCCUCCCUCACCUCCUCUGACAGCCUGGAACCAGAGCUCCUCGUACAGCACCAACUCUCUGCCAAGGUACUGGAGCCUGGUCCUCGCCAGCCCCAGUCAGCCUCGACCACGCUUCACCUGAGAGGGGGUAGUUCCUCUCAAAGGGUCUACCUGGGUAGUAGCCGGCCCCUCCACCACUGCCCCACCUGCAGCCGCUGCUUCCAGUUCAAACACCACUUGCAGAGCCAUAUGAACAGCCACACCAACAGUAGGCCUUACAUCUGUCCAGUGUGUCGUAAGGCCUAUGCCCAUUCCGGCUCGCUCAGCACUCACAUGAAGCUGCACCACUCAGAGGGCCGACCACGCCGGACACUUCGCUGUGAGUUCUGUGAGAAGGCUUUUGGCUACGUGGGCGUGUACUUCAGCCAUCUGAGGGAGGUGCAUAAGGUUAUCCUGACUGUGGAGCCAUCCAUCAGCCAACAUGAAGACGAUGUGCCUGUGGAGGGGGCGAUGUCUCCAGACCAGGGGGACGAGCAGGGCCAGGAGGAGCGCGAAGACCCGGUGGAGCUCCAGAUCAAAUGUGGUCGCUGUCAGGCCAUCACCCCCACCUUCGCCGACAUGAAGCUGCACCUGCUCUACGUGCACGGGGAGGAGGUGCAGGUGCACCUGCGGGACGGGGCUGGCGGGCUGGGAGGGGCACUCCAAGGGGGCCGGGAGGCUGAGGACGAGCUGGUGAAACACGCCGCGCACUACUGGCGCCAGCUCAAUGAGAAGAGGAACCUAGUCCGCUGUGGGAGCUGUGACGAAGAGUUCUUCUCCUUCUCCAAGCUGAAGCGUCAUAUCCUCUCCCACCACCAGGGGGGGACAGAGGACGAUGGGAAUGGAGAGGGGGAGCCGACCGGCCGCUCAGCCCGGGGAGGGAGAGGGGUCCUCGGGCAGGGCUCAGUGUUUAACUGUGUGCUGUGCAGCCAGGUCCUGGACAGUAAGGAGGAGGUGAUGGAGCACUGGGCGGUCCACCACCACUGUGAGGAGACCCAGGUACUCUGGGAGGCCCUCAGCUCCUACUCAGGGGACAGGGAGAUGGACUUGCCCUCUCACAGCCCACAUUAACAUGGCACUGGACACGUUUCAGGUUGUUUCCAUUGCAGUCAUGUUGCACAUCUCAGAUUGACUUUACUGAUUCUUUUUAGCUUCUAAUGAAGCGACGGUUCCAAACAGUGCAUCAGAAGAUUGCUAUACCAUAUUAACAUGGUUUCCGAUGUUAAACAUCUCCAGGCAUUGUGAGAGCUAAUAAUCGGGGCAGCCUGACUGCAAUAAAGACAACCUGGACGCACCGCACUCACUGUCUGUGUCUGUCUGAGCCCAUCCUGCACAGUGGGCUGCUCUCAAACACACGCAGUUAUUCCAUUUCUACACUAUCGAGCUGACCCCAAACAUACAGUGGGGACAUUUUAUUUUCAAAUGGUCCUUUGCGCCACAGUUCCAGCAACUAUGGAAUGGUGGAUGCCUAACCUCCUAACCAGGCCAGUGCAGUACAGUGCAGCUCAGCUCAGUAGUGUGUAAAUGGUAUUAGGCCGUACAGAGGUCAGUUAUAGCACAGGUUAGUUUGUUUGAGAAUCCUCCUGAUAGAUUAGUAAUUAUUAUAUGAUAUUUUAUGGACUGCACUGUUUUUUGUUAGUUCUGAUUUUGUGUUUAGGUUUUGAGUUGUGUGUUUUAAUAUUUUGUUUCAUAAAAUGGAAAGGAUAGGUUUUUUUUUGUAUUGUGUAUUUUAUUUUUUAAAAUUUAGAUACAUUAUUCGCCACAGACACAGUGAAACUGUUUGUUAAAUGACAUGAGUAAUUUGAAAGUACUUUUUGGUUGAAAACUAAUUAUAGACCUUGUGUCAAACUCAUUCAAUGUUGGGCCUUGUGUCUGCAGGUUUUAGUUUUUUUCUUCAAUUAAGCCCUCAUUAGUGACUUUAAUUAAUCAAGUACACAAGGGAGGAGCGAAAAGCCGCAGCCACUCUGCCCUCAGUGAAAUGAGUACGGUAAAUGGUAUAUGUCUAGCUAUUUUGACCUAGAGGAAAACCUUCUCAGUACACCAGCACCUGACUGAAACAUCUGAGGCCUUCUGAAAAUAGAUUGAGAACCUUAUUUCUGGCUAAUAAUCAAUAAAGGACUCAUAAACAGAUGAUAUAUUAUUAUAUAUAUUUGUUUGGGUACUCUGUGAUAAUGGAAAGGGUGAUUGAUUGACUACUGACAAAACUAGCUCAAUUUGUUACUAUUACAUUAAAGACUUUACAUAAAUGUUGAACUAAUGCUGCCAACUAUUAUUCAGUAUAAACCUGUGGAAUUGGUGCACUUGAGGUCUGUGUACAACAAAAUACAACUGUCGGUAUGUCUUCAAAAAUAUAACUUUUUAUAGUGCCUUCAGAAGGUAUUCAUAUCCCUUGACUUAUUACACAUUUUGUUGUUUCAGCCUGAAUUCAAAAUGGAUUAAAUAUAUGUUUGGAGAGCUCCUCGUCUUCAUGGUGCCGCUUGCUUGGUGGUUCCCCUUGCUUAGUGGUGUUAUUGACUCUGGGCCUUUCAGAACAGGUGUGUAUAUAUACUGAGAUCAUGUGACAGCUCAUAUGACAUUUAGAUUGCACACAGGUGGACUUUAUUUAACUAAUUGUGACUUCUGAGGGUAAUUGGUUGCACCAGAUCUUAUUUAGGGGGUGAGUACAUACAGUUGAAGUCAGAAGUGUACAUACAUCUUAGCCAAAUACAUUUAAACUCUGUUUUUCACAAUUCCUGACAUUUAAUCCUAGUAAAAAUUCCCUGUCGUAGGUCAGUUAGGAUUACCACUUUAUUUUAAGAAUGUGAAAUGUCAGAAUAAUAGUAAAGUGAUUUAUUUCAGCUUUUAUUUCUUUCAUCACUUUCCCAGUGGGUCAGAAGUUUCCAUACACUCAAUUUGUAUUUUGUAGCAUUGCCUUUUAAUUGUUGAACUUGGUUCAAAUGUUCCACAACCUUGCCACAAUAAGUUGGGUGAAUUUUGGCCCAAGCCUCCCCCUUUUUUCUCCAAACAUAACAAUUCUCCAAAAAGUACGAUCUUUGUCCCCAUGUGCAGUUGCAAACCGUAGUAUGUCUUUUUUAUGGCGGUUUUGGAGCAGCUUCAGCUUCCUUGCUGAGCGGCCUUUCAGGUUAUAUCGAUAUAGGACUUGUUUUACUGUGGAUAUAGAUACUUUUGUACCUGUUUCCUCCAGCAUCUUCACAAGGACCCUUGCUUUUGUUCUAGGAUUGAUUUGCACUUUUCGCACCAAAGUAUAUUCAUCUCUAGGAGACGGAAUGCGUCUCCUUCCUGAGCGUUAUGACGGCUGCAUGGUCCCAUGGUGUUUAUACUUGCGUACCAUUGUUUGUACAGAUGAACGUUGUACCUCCAGGCGUUUGAAAAUUGCUCGCAAGGUUGAACCAGACUUGUGGAGGUCUACAAUUUUGGCAGAUUUAUUUUGAUUUUCUCAUGAUGUCAAGCAAAGAGACACUGAGUUUGAAGGUAGGCCUUGAAAUACAUCCAAAGGUACACCUCCAAUUGACUCAAUGAUGUCAAUUAGCCUAUCGGAAGCUUCUAAAGCCAUGCCAUUAUUUUAUGGUAUUUUCUAAGCUGUUUAAAGGCACAGUCAACUUAGUGUAUGUAAACUUCUGACCCACUGGAAUUGUGAAACAGUGAAAUAAUCUGUAAACAAUUGUUUGAAAAAUUACUUGUGUCAUGCACAAAGUAGAUGUCCUAACCGACUUUCCAAAACUAUAGUUUGUUAACAAGACAUUUUUGGAGUGGUUGAUAAACGAGUCUUAAUGACUCCAACCUAAGUGUAUGUAAACUUCCAACUUCAACUGACUGUAUAUGCACGCACCACUUUUCCGUUUUUUUUGUAAAUUAUUAGCUAUUUUUUGAAACAAGUAAUUUUUUUAAUUUCAUGUCACCAAUGUGGACUAUUUUAUGUUUGUCCAUUACAUGAAAUCCAAAUAAAAAUCAAUUUACAUUACAGGUUGUAAUGAAACAAAAUAGGAAAAACGCCACGGGGAGGUCAAUACAUUUGCAAGGCACUGUAACUGACUUGCCUAGUUAAAUAAAGGUUAAAUAAAGUAAUAAAUAACUACAAUGGUGUCGAUCCAUCCUCAAGUUUUUCCCAUAUCACAGCCAAUAUACUCCGUAAAUGCUUUAGUCACCAUUGGCCUCAUGGUGAAAUCCCUGAGCGGUUCCCUUCCUCUACACCCAUCCAAAGUGUAAUUAAUGCACUUUAUGGAAAUGAAUACACACCAUCCGAAGUGUAAUGCCCAAACGGAUAUUCCAUUAAUGCUUUCAAAAAUAAUGUUAAACACUAUUAUUGAAAACAGAAUCCAUGCAAUUUAUUAUGUGACUUGUUGAUGAGCACAUUUGUACUCCUGAACUUAUUUUGGCUUGCCAUAACAAAGGGGUUGUAAACUUAUUGACUCGAGACAUUUCCACUUUUCAUUUUGAAUUCAUUUCAAAACAUAAUUCCACUUUGACAUGAUUGGGUAUUGUGUGUAAGCCGCUGACAAAACAUCUCCAUUUAAUCCAUUUUAAAUUCAGGCUGUAACUCAACAAAAUGUGGAAAAAGUCCAAGGGUGUGAAUACUAGACUGAAGCAAACUUGUAUGUACAUUUUCUUAAUGCUAUGAUUGGUCUUUGGAAACUGAGCAGAAAAGCCUGUUUUCUGUUUGCUUCUUAUGAUGGGGGAUGUUCAAUGUUGUGUUUCUUGGUUGGGAGAUUGACUUGUAGAGGGAUGGUAGAUGUGGUUUAAACAUUUGUCAGACUGUGUAACCUUUUUCGUAUGAAAAGAAAUCACAUGGUAAGUGAAUGUACCUUGAAUGUUUUAAAACCCUACCAAAUUCUAUAUAUACAUAUUGAAUAUAGACUUCUAUAGUUAGAUUAUAUAUAUAUAUAUGUAUAGCUAUGUAUAGAUACAGUAUAUUGAGAAUAUAUAUUUGCAUAGAAUAUAUAGUAAAUAUGCUGCUUUGUUCUAAUGGAGGAAACUAACUAGAAAGGAAUUUGUUUAUUAUCGUCAAACCGGCAACUUAAGCUGAGCAUAGCUCUACUUGCUUGUGUCUGGCACAGUGUCUUGCAGCACAAACAAAUCAAUGGUGUGAAAGUAAUCACAUAGCUAAUAUGUCUGUUUCACAAAAUGGUGACUGUCAAAACCUGGGUGAAAGUGUUUGUGGUCGUAGCUGUUAGUGAACCUGAAAACCUUACCUUUCUCAGAAUGAUACAAACGUAUGCUUUAUUGAAGAUGAUGAGAACUGUGUGAUGAUAUCUAACAAGAUAAUAAAUAAAUUCAUAUUUAUUUCCAAUAACAGUAUGUUUAUCCUGCUCAGGUAACUGUAGAACCAACCCUGUUGUACGUAACAAUAAAGUUGGAGGAUGAAUCCAU